This is a messenger RNA of Brienomyrus brachyistius, 6730 nucleotides long. RefSeq lists its product as uncharacterized. Lineage: Eukaryota; Metazoa; Chordata; Actinopteri; Osteoglossiformes; Mormyridae. The record is from RefSeq and is a predicted model, not a curated record. Bases 2755 to 5664 code for a protein of 969 amino acids. The transcript has 2 exons. Gene Ontology annotation, molecular function: nucleic acid binding; RNA-DNA hybrid ribonuclease activity. Gene Ontology annotation, biological process: DNA integration.
CCGGAGCGUGCAUCGCCUGGCACUUAUCGGGACUCAGUGUUGGUCUCCUGCCUGGACUGAAAGGGGCUCCCCAGUCUGUGUGUGAAGAAUUUGGUCCUUCGAGCCGGAGCCGAGGAACCCCGAAGACGUCUCCAGUACGCCGAGAGAAGCGACACCGAAGUCUGUCGACAGCCACUCGAAGUCGGGUGCAAGAAAGACCUGUGAUGUGAAUUCGUCAUCAGGCCGGUGGUUAGAACUGCGCUCGACGUCUGGUGAUGUCUGAAGGACCUCGGUGACGGAUCAGAGAGCACACUAUACAGGUGAGAGAUAUGGCACCUAAGUGAGUAGGUGGCCAAGUGAGAGAUACGGCACCUAAAUAAGUAGGUGGCCAAGACAUGCAUGUGGUUGAGGUUAGCCGAAAUUAACCGGGAGAGAAAGUAGGCGUUAUUGGAAAUAUAUACAGUGUUGUAUGUGGAUGUGUUUUUAUAGGUUUUAGAUUAACCUACACGAUCCACCCUAAAAGCAACAACAUACUGGUGACUGAAGGAUAAAGGACGGGUUUCAUCCCUGAAAACUAACACCGCUGCUCUAAUAGUGAGCAGUAGAAGGCCGUGUUGGUGUCCUCCUGAGGUCUCAUGCCAGGGACUUGCUUUUAGGAUUUUUUAUUUUUUGUAGUGUAUCCAUUAAAAGGUAACAAUGGGGAAGAAUCAAAGUAAACAAAUGGAACUAGAGGGAGAUGAGAAGUUUAUGGAAGGAUAUAAGCCAGGAUCAGGACAAAUAAGUAGUCAGAGAUGGAGGAAAAAACAUGGGUUUGGAGGAAAACUCCACACUCCAGAUAUAUUAAAAUUACAGGGAAACUUAAAACUGGAGAUGUUACAGACUACCAAUAAGAAAGAAGGUAAAGACAGAAAAAAAGAAUAUGUUUUUUCUGAUGCAUGGUUGGAACAAAGUAAGUUAAGAGAUGUACGUAGAAAACAGAGUAUGCAACAAUUACAUGGAAGGAUAGAGAUAGUGUUUAUGAGACGAGCAGAUUAUGGCAGAAGAGCGCAAUGUAAACAAAAAGAUGGAGAGGAACCUGAGGAUUUUAUGGAUAGAAUGAGAGUUGUAUUUAGAGGAAACUCAGGGAUCCCAUUUGAUGAAGAGGCAGUAGGAGUGUACCAACAACAGCUAAAUCGAGCUUUUGUCGCAGGCCUAAAGCCCGAAUUGCGAAAAUAUCUUGACAAACAUUGGGUACAUCAGAAUACUGGUUCAGUCCAACAAGCACUAGAAUAUGCCCAACACGCGCAGAGAGCGCAGAAACAGGAAAAGACAGACACAGUAUUCAGCGCCUCAGAAGUAGUAGCACUAGUGCAAAUGAAUCCUCCGGGGAGGGGAGGAUUCAGAGGAAGGUCAAGAGGCCGAGGAAGGGGGAGAGGUGUUUUCAGAAACAAUUACAGGAAUUCGUCUCAGCAAGAUAACAUUUGCUGGACAUGCAGGAAACCUGGACACUUAGCUAGGAAUUGUAGAGUAGGGAAACAACCAUAUAACCCAAACUCCAUUGAAAACAAUGAUCAAUGACCCCCCUCGGAGGCCCCUGUUACCGACACCAUCCGAGGCAAAACAGAGGUGAUUUUAAGAAAGGAAACGGAGGUCACUUUACAAGACUUCUUAGAUAAGGAAAUAGAUUUACAAGCAGUGUGUCAGUUAUUAGCAGAAAGGCAGUGGGAAACCUUGCCAAGUCGGAAGUUAGUCAUAAACGGCAAAGUAUAUGAAUGUCUGUGUGACACUGGAGCAUGUAGGACUGUCCUAACCUCCAGUCCUCCCGGAGUCACAUAUUCUUCAUCAGUCAUAAAUAUAAAAACGGCAGGAGGUCAGACAGACAGACAUCAGUUAACAAACCCAGUUGCAGUAAAAGAUAAGGAAACUGGACUUGAAUGUCAAGCACAGGUGUUAAUAAGCCCUUCUUGUCCUGUUAACUUGUUAGGUCGAGACCUUAUGGUACAAAUGGGCAUUAGCGUGGUUGCCACAGCCACUGGCAUGAAAGCAAUCGUAAAUGAGGAAGCUUAUGUUGUGCAAGGAACCACAACACCACAAUAUUACUGGUCUCUGGACCUAGGGGGAACUGCACAGACACGAGAAUUAUUGCGGAAAACUAGAGAAAAGCAGUCCCCUAGACAGGCCCAGUUCAUGCCUGACGAUGCCUUACACGUUACUAUGUGGUACAAAGACACCCUAGGACCAGAUUAUGCCUAUGACAAAACGUUUCAUGCCCUCCAAGACACUUGUAUUACCUUACAAUAUAUGUAUGUUAACCCCACCACUGGGUUUUCAGCAGCCUCAGUCAUUUUAUCUAACAAGCAACAGGCUGUAUUUAGAGAGAGAACACCACACGUAUCUCUUUCAAAACCACCCCAGAUGCAGUGGAGAGAUGUAGAAAUGUUCUUACGAGAUUCUAUGCACAGUUACAAUGACUACCAACCCGUAUCUGGCUCCUGUUGGAGCUAUGAUGAGAAACACAAUGUGUGGCGGUUUCCUUUGGGAUGGAGAGUUCAAACCACUCCCACCACACACUUAAAGGACCCAGCCUGACAAAUUUUUUCAGCCCUGGAGGAGGGAUCAUGUCCAGAUCUAGAUCGCCUCCCAGAAGGGUUAUGGUCCUCCUCCCCCACUGAUGUAGUGCUGGUAAAGGGAUUCCCACCUUACAAAGUAACUGUGAAAUCAGAACACCGUCCGGUAGUUAGGCAAUACCCAUUAAAACCUGAAGCAGAGAAAGGUAUAGCCCCUGUAGUACAAGACAUGUUAGCAUCAGGAAUAUUGCGAGAGGCUCCUGAAGCCACUUGCAACACUCCUAUCUUUCCAGUCCAGAAGGGACAUACAGGGAAAUGGCGCAUGGUGCAGGAUUUAAGACCGGUUAAUAACAUAGUGCAACAUGCAGCACCAGACGUGCCUAACCCACACUUAUUGCUCAACUCAUUGACUCCUGAUAAAAGCUACUUCUCAGUAGUGGAUCUUAGUAAUGCAUUUUUCUCAGUACCAUUGCACCCUGAUUCUCAACAUUUAUUUGGAUUUACCUAUAAAGGGAAAAAAUAUACAUAUACUAGACUCCCUCAGGGAUUUUCUGAAAGUCCACAUGUAUAUACCAUGGCCCUUAGAUACUCUAUGAGUACCUGUGAAAUUCCAUCACAUAGUCAGGUAUUACUAUACGUGGAUGAUAUCUUAAUAGCAGCAGAUUCAGAACAACAUUGCAAAGAAACUACCCUAACUGUGCUUCAGCACUUAUACAAUACUGGACAUAAAGCUUCUAAACAGAAGUUGCAGUAUUGCAAAAAGACAGUUGUCUAUUUAGGGCAUAACCUUUCACAAAAAGGUCGCUCGUUGCUAGAGAUAAGGAAACAAGCUAUACAGGAAGCACCUAAACCACAGACUAAACAACAGAUGAUGUCCUUUUUAGGGCUCUGCAAUUAUUGUAGAGAAUGGUUACCAGAUUAUGCUUUUCUAGUUCAACCUUUGCAAAAUUUAAUAUACGGGAAGGAGAUGACUCUAAAGGACAAAAUACAAUGGACUGAGGACGGAGAAAAUGUUUUUACAAAUUUAAAAAGAAUGUUGCAAACCAAUGUGACCCUUGCUCUACCAGAUUAUCAACAACCAUUCACCCUAUGUGUAGAUGCUAAUCAAGGUUAUAUGAAAGCAGUAUUAACACAGCCAUUCGGAGCAAAAGAGAGACCGUUAGCAUUCUAUUCAAAACGAUUAGAUGCAGUAGCAGCUGGUUUUCCACAGUGUUUACAGGCAUGUGCAGCUGCUGCAGAAGCAGUAAAGGUAUCAGCAGAAUUGGUACUUUGUCACCCCCUCAUACUUAAAGUUCCUCAUUCGGUGUCUUUAAUCUUGUUGCAGACACCGCUUCCAUUCUUAACACAUACAAGACAUCUUACCUUAGUGUCACUUUUGCUCUCACAACCUAACAUUGAACUUCAGCGGUGUGGCCUAUUGAACCCUAGUACGCUCCUCCCCACCGCAGAGGAUGGGGAGCCACAUUCUUGCAAAGCAACAAUAGAAGAACAAACAAAACCAAGAGCAGAUAUUCUGCAAACUUUUAUACCAGGAUCAGAAGUUGUUUAUGUAGAUGGCUCGGCAUCAAAAAAUGAUAUGGGAAAAAAUAAAGUUGGGUAUGCUGUAGUUACAUCUACUGAAGUGUUAGAAGCCAAUGCACUCCCUUCUACUUGUUCAGCACAAGCGGCUGAACUUUAUGCUGUGAUCAGGGCAUGUGAACUGUUCAAGAACAAGUCACUUACUAUCUACACUGAUAGUCAAUAUGUGUUUGCAGCUGUCCAUCACCAUGCAAGAGUCUGGAAAAAUAGAGGUUUUAGAACAUCACAGGGCACAUCUCUUACUCAUACAAAUUUGCUACUUAGAUUAUUAGACGUUGUGCAUUUACCGACUCACUUUGCACUGUGCAAAUGCAAAGCACACCAGACUGAUGACUCUGCAGAAACCGCAGGAAAUAGUUUUGCAGAUAAAACCGCCAAAGAAGCGGCACUGAAACAACCUACCUUAUCAGUGGCAGACAUUCUUUUUAUAGAUAGCGAUGUGCUAUGUGAUGCACAGAUUCAUGCUCCUAAAAUAGAAGUACAAAGUUGGAUCAAAAGAGGAGCAAUACAACGAGAGAAAGUUUACUAUAUGAAUGACAAGCCCAUCCUACCAAAAAAUUUAUACAAAACAGCUGCUUUGGUGAGCCAUGGAAAUACUCAUGUCUCAACAGGAGGGAUGGUACAUAUCAUACAACAAUAUUUCUAUGCUAUAAAUUUUUCUGAUUAUGCAAAACAAUUUUGUAGGACAUGCUUAAUUUGUUGUAAACACAAUGCACAAGGAAACAUCAGACCAAAACGUGGCCAGUUCCCCACAGCUGAGUAUCCAUUUCAAGUUGUACAUAUGGAUUUUAUUGAAUUAUCUUGGUCACAAGGAAAGAAAUACUGUCUAGUUAUUAUAGACACCUUUUCUAAGUGGGUAGAAAUAUACCCUGUAAAGCAUUGUGAUGCAAUGACCGUUGCAAAAUGUUUGGUAAGCCAUUAUUUCCCUACCUAUGGCAUACCUCAUAUUAUAAGAUCAGACAAUGGGACUCAUUUUGUAAAUCAGACUAUGUCCCUUUGCUCACAAGCAUUAGGUUUUACGCUUAAGAAUCAUUGUGCGUAUCACCCCCAGAGCGCAGGCUUAGUGGAAAGGACCAACGGCACUAUUAAAACAAGGCUAAAAAAGACAAUGGAAGAGACAAAAAGGCCGUGGCCAGAAUGUUUGUCUCUAGUAAAAUUAUGGAUGAGAAUAACUCCCACUCCUGCAGGAUUAACACCUUUUGAAAUAGUGUAUGGUAGACCGUUUCCCUUAGCAACCGAAAUGAGUGAUAUAGGAAAAGCAGACAGAGAAAAUACGCUGGCUGAUUGGAUGCGUAAACUACUAACAUCACAACAAAAACAUAGCCCCAGUAGUCUGCCGGUAAAUUCUGUUUCUACUCAACAGGAUAACUUGCAGCCGGGAGAUUGGGUCCUGGUCAAGGUCCUGUUGCGGAAAGAUUGGAGCACACCUCGGUGGGACGGUCCUUAUCAAGUCCUCCUUACAACACCAACAGCAGUAAAGAUCGCAGAACGACCUUCCUGGAUACACAAAAGUCACUGUAAACCCAUCAAGCCCUUAUCAGAGGCCUCAGCGACAGAGUAGCAGUGGAAGUCCGCUACAAAGGCACAGUAACCAAUAGGGUGCUGUUGUCUCAACCCGGUGAAGAAAACAACUGAGCUGCACUCUAUUUAGGAUGGCCCUGAUAGGGUGGGGAUGUGGUAAAGUGACUCUAGGGGUCAUUCUUGUUGUAGGACUUGUAUGGUUGUCCUGGCUCUCACCAGCUCCAUUACAGCACCUACGGCGAUGGACCCAUGAUGACUUCCAUCUACGCCCGUUGCCCGCUGACCACUCACAUCCAUUUAUGCAAAACUACUGGUACCGAUAUGUACAUGAUACUGUAACAGCGAAAAAUGUGACAAAUUGCUAUGUUUGUUCAGUAAUGCUCACUCAUAGUGAAGGACCUACGGUGUAUGGCAGAGCUAUGAAUAUCUUCUGCAGGUAUAGGAUAUCAAAGUAAUGUUUCACUUAUAUUUUCUUUUGUUUUUCAUUUUAUUUUUCUGUUGUUUUAUUACUGUUAUACCAUGUUUGAAAAUGUUUAUUAAUCAAGCUCUUAAUGCUGCUUUUCGGACACGCAGUACAAUGUUUCUCUCCCUUACCCAAACUAUAGAGACAGAGCCUGUUUCCAGCGAUGGCGAUGAAGAAGACAUAUAAUUCAUAAUGACGGCCGAGCCGAAAGCACCCGUGCAGGGCUCGGACCUGAAGAACCGGAAUUAAAUGUUUUCCAGGAUAAUGACAAUGUGGUCUAAAUGAAGGUUGUACCUAAAGUGCCUUUGCAACUUGUACAAUGUUGAUGCUUCUGAUCAUACUGUCAUGAUAAACAGGAGGGACUGUUAGGUUGAAGAAACAGUUGUUAAUCAUUUCUGUAUGAUCAGCAAUGAGUGUAAAUAUAUAUGUAUACGUUAUUUCUUAUCUUCUAGCCACAUACUCUUAGCUAUUGUACUCUAAGUAAGUGGUUAACAGCUGCCUACUUAGAUAAGAAUCUCACUUCCCUCUCUUGCGCCCCCCAUUGACUAUAAAUAAAGAAGUCAAGGGGAACCACCCUUUGUAACACAUUCUGCUGUAGUUUGCAUUGCAGAGAGUGUGGGUACCCUUGCAAGUAAAACUGUAA